Molecule: messenger RNA, 1610 nt
Organism: Microbotryum saponariae
Lineage: Eukaryota; Fungi; Basidiomycota; Microbotryomycetes; Microbotryales; Microbotryaceae
Source: the annotation of a GenBank genome assembly
AUGUCUUCCGACCAAGCCUCGGCCUCGACGACGGAUUCGUCCUCGGCGACGAUCAAGGUGCACGUCAAGGGCCCAUCCGACACGAAGCUGACGCUGUCGAUCGCGACGAGUGCGACCGUGCUCGAGCUGAAGCAGGCGAUCGCCGCCGCAGCAGCCGCCUUCCCCGCCGAUUCGCAGCGCCUGAUCUACUCCGGCAGGGUGCUCAAGGACGAGGACGAACUCGAAAAGUACAAGCUCAAGGAUGGCCAUUCGAUUCAUCUCGUAGGUCGUCCGCCGCGGUGCACCUUUCUAGUUGGAGCUCGCCUUGCCGGGACGGUGCUGACGUGUAUGCCCCACUUUCUUCGUAUUCGUUCUCGGUUCGGUCGGUUUUCCUGUAUCGCCAUUCAGGUCAAGGGAGCUCCCAAGACGGGACCGUCGGGCACGCCAGGCACUUCUGCUGCAGCGGGCGUGCCUGCCAACUUUGCCGCCGGGCAGCAGGUGAUGGGCAACCCGUUGGCGCCGCUCCUCAACGCCGAGAACGCCGGCCACUUUGGUCAGUACAGCCAAAAACUACGCAAGGGGUCAUAUAGGACCCAUAAAAAACUGAUGCCCCUCUCGAAUAGCUGGCUUCAACCCCUUUGCCGAAAUGGGCGUCAACCCCAACGAUCCCAACUACAUGCAGACCGCGAUGCAAGAUCCGGCCGUGCAGCAACAAAUGAACAGUCUGCUCUCCAAUCCGGCCGUCAUUGAUCAGAUCGUGCGUUGCUUCUCUCUCUUCACUACGGCCUGUGACCCCCCACCGUAGCACUGCCCGCCGAGUUGCUGAAGCCGAUGACGUGCCGUUGCCCCCCACCUCACCUCGACACGACAGAUCGCUUCCAACCCCGAUCUGCAAGCGAUGGGCCCUCAAGUGCGACAGAUCAUGCAGUCCGAGCAGUUCCGAUCCUUCUUGACGAACCCGGAAGCGAUGCAACAGAUGGCUUCGAUGAUGGGUGGCGGUGCAGGUGCAGGUGCAGGUGCAGGUGCGCUCGGUGGUGCCGGUGGAUUCCCUCCACCCGGUGCGUUCGGGUGGGGCAGUGGCACCGGCGCACAAGCACAGGGACAGGGGCAGCAAGCUCAACCGGCGGGAGGACUAUUCAACCCUUGGGCUUCCACACCGCCUGUCACGACCACCACCGACUCUGCAGCGACGACCAAUAACGCCGCUGCAGCACCACCAGCAGCGGGCGCACCGGGAGCGUUCAACCCCUUUGCCGCGUUCGGGGGAGGAGCCGGAGCAGGGGCAGGGGCAGGGGCAGGGGCAGGUGGACAACCGAAUAUGGCUCAAAUGAUGGCUCAGAUGCAAGCACUGCAGCAGAUGGGCAUGGGGAUGGGAUUUGGUGGUAACAGCGCUGGGGCAACUCAUUCCACUGUGCCCCCUGAGGAACGGUUCCAGGUUCGUUGACCCGUUUGAUUUCCAGAUCAGGCAGAUGCCCCCAACUGAAUUCGAUCGUUUUUGGAUUGACGCGCAGACACAAUUGGCUCAGUUGCAAGGAAUGGGCUUCUACGACGCGUCGAAGAACAUCCGCGCCUUACUGGCGAGCGGCGGCAACGUCGAAGCCGCGAUCGAGUACCUCUUCUCGAACCCGUGA